CAAUCUAGACAGUCUUUAUUUGUCUAUGACAGCGAAAACAUGAAUUGCCUUUUGCUAUUCACCCUACUUUGGGCGAGUAUCCUGGGAGAUGUGUGGACAGCUCCUGGAAAUCGCGUUGAAGUGGAUCCCGAACUAACUGGCGGUUACUUCGAAGGCGACAUGGUCUUGAGUCCUCUGGCGCGGAAUGGAUUGCGAAGUGAAACUUAUCACUGGCCCAAUGGAAUCGUCAAGUAUUAUAUCAAUAGCAACAUUGAUCAGGCACAUCGGGAUCACAUUCAACUCGGAAUGCGCAUUAUCGAGCUGAAAUCGUGCCUCACCUUCAAGGAGGUCUCCAAGGAUCAGUCGGAAUAUGUGAAUAUUACCGCAGAGUCGGGUGGCUGCUAUACAGCUGUUGGAUAUCAACGGAAAGUGCAGCAGUUGAAUUUGCAGACUUAUGACUUGGAUGAGGGUUGUUAUCGCAUUGGCACAAUUAUGCAUGAGAUUCUACACGCCGUGGGUUUCUUUCAUCAGCAGAGCACCUGGAAUCGGGAUGAUUUCGUGCACAUUGCCACCGAGAAUAUCGCCGAUGGGAAGGAGCAUAAUUUUGAUAAAUAUUCCGAGAAUCUUGUGGAGAAUUUCGAUCAGACUUAUGAUUAUGGCAGUGUCAUGCACUACACACCUUAUGGCUUCUCCAAGAAUGGAGAGAUGACCAUUGUGCCGCUGGAAGAGGGUGCGGAGAAGGUGAUGGGACAGCGCGUGCAAAUGAGUCAGAUCGAUAUCGACAAGCUGAACAUUAUGUACAAGUGUCCCAAGCAGAUUUAAAGUGAUUCAAACGAUUGCUAAUACUGUAAAGAAAUUACAGAUAUUAGUGC
Messenger RNA from Drosophila sulfurigaster albostrigata, 851 nucleotides. RefSeq names its product seminal metalloprotease 1-like. Lineage: Eukaryota; Metazoa; Arthropoda; Insecta; Diptera; Drosophilidae. The coding region runs from base 40 to 801 and encodes 253 amino acids. The transcript has 2 exons. Gene Ontology annotation, biological process: proteolysis. The record is from RefSeq and is a predicted model, not a curated record. Gene Ontology annotation, molecular function: metalloendopeptidase activity; zinc ion binding.